GCCCUGCGGGUAUCAUGGCGAACUUACGGUUUCCGACUUGCUGGGAUGGCGUCAACUUAGACUCUCCCGACCACGCCAGCCACGUCUCGUAUCCCGAAAGUGGCACAUUCGAAGAAGGGGGCCCGUGUCCGUCGACGCACCCCGUCAAGAUCCCCCAACUCUUUUACGAAAUCGUCUGGGACACGACUCCUUUCAACGACAAGUCCGAGUGGCCUGAGGACGGUUCGCAGCCGUUCGUAUGGAGUUACGGCGAUGCCACGGGCUUCGGUAAUCAUGGUGAUUACAUGUUCGGUUGGAAGGGCGACGCGUUGCAAAUCGCGAUGGACACGAACUGUAAUGGCUUCAAGUGCCCAGAAUUGCAAUACCAAGAGAUCAAAGAGGGCAAUAAAUGCUCAGUAAAGCCAGUGGUAGAUGAAGAUAUUGAUGGGUGGCUCACGGAGCUUCCCGGCGGCAUGCCAGUCACCGACGCCAGUGGGAAGCCUAUUUACUAA
This is a messenger RNA of Daldinia vernicosa, 491 nucleotides long. RefSeq lists its product as uncharacterized. NCBI's taxonomy places the organism in Eukaryota, Fungi, Ascomycota, Sordariomycetes, Xylariales, Hypoxylaceae. The record is from RefSeq and is a predicted model, not a curated record. The transcript has 3 exons. Bases 15 to 491 code for a protein of 158 amino acids.